This is a messenger RNA of Cololabis saira (Pacific saury), 1408 nucleotides long. RefSeq names its product C-type lectin 9a-like. The record is from RefSeq and is a predicted model, not a curated record. The coding region runs from base 31 to 723 and encodes 230 amino acids. The transcript has 6 exons. Lineage: Eukaryota; Metazoa; Chordata; Actinopteri; Beloniformes; Belonidae.
AGUCAGGUCAGUUACAGAUUGCCUCUCAAGAUGGCAACAGAAAUUCAAACUUCACCAGAUUUGAGAGUAAAAUUCAGCAGAGGGGUUCAUAAAUAUGGAAGAGAUCAAGAUCAAUGUGAAAUAGAGACGUUGAACGAAGAAAACCAACACUCUGAUCCGGACUUACAACAAACUGAGAAAAACAACCAGAAGAACCUUCCAACUGUGAAAAGAAACAGUUUCAGAGUUUUCAAAGUUUUCCUGGGAGUGUUUUAUCUUCUGGUUCUGGUUGGAUUCAUCAUACGCUAUCUUCUAGUAACCUUGGAAGUCAACCAACUGAAGACCAAACUCAACAGAGAGUGUUCUGAAGGAUGGAGAAGAUUUGGAUCAAGUUUUUACAGAAAAUUCACUGAGAGUAAAACUUGGACUGAGAGCAGGAGGGAGUGUGAGAAAAGAGGAGCUGAUCUGGUGAUCAUAAGCAGCAAAGAGGAGCAGGAUUUUGUGGGACAACUGGACACGGAUGAAAACUCCUGGAUUGGUCUGAAAGCUGAAUGGUCGACAAGUAAACAGAUAUUUGAAUGGAAAUGGGUGGACGGAUCACCACUGAAAACUAUGUUCUUGACUGCAGGAUGGUCUCCACAUCAGCAUAACCAACUUGAAUAUGCUGCACUGUGUUGUACUUAUGAAGGGAAAUGGACGUACUCAUAUCACGCUUACAAGAAAAACUGGAUCUGUGAGAAGUAAAAUCAAGAUUUCAUUGUUGAAACCUGAUGAACUUCAGAUAACAUUUGUUCACUUUCAUUUCCUGUGUUUCAUGUGUCAUUUAUAAAUGUGGUUAUUCUGAACUUCAUCAUGUGUACAGGGUAGUGAAGCUGUCAUCAGAACUACAGGAGAACUUGAUUAUGCUGAAGUAAAAUAUAAUUAUAUAAUAUACUGUAAAUAUAUACUGUAUGAAUGAAUUGUGCCAAAUUUACACGAUUAAUCCAAAAUGGCCAAAUUCCUGUUUGGUUUCGGCCAUGGCACCAAGAGACUUUUCUUUAAGUUGCGACAUGAUACAGGUGUGUACCGAUUUUCGUACAUGUAUGUCAAACUGUAUUGUGGGGCUUGAGGCACAAAGUUUUCUAGGGGGCGCUGUUGAGCCAUUAGGCCACGCCCAUUAAUGCAAACCAUUAAAUAUUACAUUUUUUACCAGGCCUGGGUUGCGUGCAAAAUUUGAUGACUUUUGGGGCACGUUUAGGGGGAAAAAAGGCCCUCCUUUCGUCGGAAAAAUAAAAAUAAAGAAGAAGAAUUCCUACAGAUACAAUAGGACCUUCGCAUUGUAAGUGCUCGGGCCCUAAUUAUUGUAAAUAAUUAUAAAUGCAGCUUUACUUCACUUUGUUUACUUGUGUUGUUUUAAUUUGAUGUGUGAGGAAUGAAGAGUUGUCAGUUA